GUGAGGACAGAUCACUUUGAGAUAAAAGUUGCAGCUGCAGCAGACAUAAAAUCCUCCAACACGCUCAUCAGGCAGUUUAGAGAGUCCCUCCGCUGACUGCAGACUACAACCAGACUCUCUCUGAGUCUCUCAGACUCCCACGGUUUUGUACUAAAGCUGGAAAGAAGUGCAGCAGAUGAGGUUCUGUGGAAGAUUUGCUGACAGGUGCACCUGCUUAAUGAAGACGAUUUAUGUUGGACAGAUUUCUUACUGAAGCUCAACAGCGCUGAACUGAACUACACCCGCAAAAAUGACAGCUGCCACGAAGCUUCUGGACGAGAUGUGCCAUCUGACGGCUCAGUCUCUGACAGCAAUGGACACAUCGGAGCACUUUAAGGUCCUAAAGCUCCUGGGUGAAGGCUCGUAUGGCAAGGUCAUGCUGGCUGUACACAGGAAGAGAGGUACUCCGAUGGCCCUGAAGUUCUUCCCUCGGGAGUCCACGUCUCUUUUCUCUUUCCUGAGGGAGUACAACCUCUCGCUGUCAUUCUGCACCCACCCGUCCCUGACCAGAGCCCUGGGAAUCGCCUACUCAACACCUUCACACUACAUCUUUGCUCAGCAAGCAAGCCUCUUUGGCGAUCUCUACGAUGUCAUCUUGCCUGAGGUCGGUAUGGAGGAAGACUGUUGUCAGCGGGUGGUGUCCCAGCUGUGUGGCGCUCUGUCCCACCUGCACUCGCUUGGUUUUGUCCACAGAGACCUCAAACCAGAGAACGUCUUCCUGUGCGACUCUGCCUGCCGCUGGGUCAAACUAGGAGACUUUGGCAUGGUGAAGGCCAGGGGCACCAGGGUCCCGGAGGUCUGGUACAGCUCUCCGUACUGCACCCCAGAGUCCGAGAUCGCUCGCGGCAAUGAGGACAGCUGGAGGAGCAUGAGUGACGGGAAUGAUGAUGGCGUUAAUAAGGAGGAUGAAGAGAAGAAAAAGAGAGUUUGGGUGUCUGUGGAGCCCAGCACGGACAGCUGGGCGCUGGGGAUCCUGACCUACGCCAUGCUCACCGGCACUCAUCCCUGGGCUGAAACCACCAGCGACUGCCGCUCAUACCUGAAGUAUCUGGAGUGGUUUGACAGAGCAGAAGGCCCUGAUGAUGAACUGAAUGUGUGGGCAGAGCCGCAGGGCGAGAGCACACAGGAUGACGCUAAUUUAACCGGGGCAGAACUUGGAAAGAGAGGCCGCCCUCCGGUAGCGCCGCAGUUUGCAUGUUUCACCCCGCUGGCCUGCUGCUUCUUCAAGUCGCUCCUCGACCCGAGGCCGCGGCUUCGUGGGCAACCCGAGGUUGCGCUGAAUUACCUCGGAGGGGACUGGGUGAUGGAGAAGGAGAGUGCGAGGCUGGAGGAGGAGAGGAAGAAGAGCAGAGGGAAAGGAGCAAUCAAGAAGAUGAAAGAGAUGGAGGGGAGAGGAGAGAGAUGAGGUGUCAAAAUAAUGAGAACACUGAGAUAAUGAAGCAACUUUUGAUAACUUUUACAUGUGUUUUAUCAAGGAUAUGUGAUGUUUAGGUUCAAUUUAUUAAACUAAUAACUAAUAUUGUUUUUAGUUUAAAAGUUUAGCAAACCUAUUUUAUUGUGCCAUCAGGGUAAUAAGUUACGAACUCUAAACACAUAAACAUUCUCUAGGUUCAAGCUUCUCAAAUAUGAAAACAAAAAAAAAAUCUUAAUUUGAACGGUUGAUUAGAAAAAACAACACACAGCAUUUUUAGCUCUCAGAACAUGUUGUGGGCAUUUUUUCACAUUUUUAUAUUUUAAGUGGUUAAUCCAUUAAUCUUAAAUACUCAACAGCAAAAUUAUUAACAUGAACAUGUAGUGAACAGAAUUUGGCGCUGUUAUACUUCCUGCUUUGCUCCCGCCAUAAUUACUACGGCCGCUAGAGAGUGACGCCACCUAACAAUAAAACGUAAAAAUGCCUCGUAAUUGCGGCUUGCACAAGAAACUUAUGGAGUCGUUUUAUGGGGAGGACAGUCUCAAAAUUAUUGUUGCAGCCCAGACGAAAAGUCAAAAAAAAAAAGUCUAAUAUUAUUAUAUUUUAGCGUUAAUACAAACAAUACAAACCAAGAUGCUGUUCUUCAAAUGCAUCUGAAGGUUUGAGAGCUACUGGUGAUGGCAUUCGUUUUUGGCAGUUAAAUAAUUCAUUUAACAAUAUACUUUUGAGAAUUAAAACAUAGUAACUGUAGCUUAACGAUCACAUUCAAGUAACUUGAAAAAACAGUGUAGCAGCUGCAGCUCUGGGGAUCAUUAGUGUUUAUUUGUGCUGUAAUGCUACCAUGUCCUUGUAAAAGAUAUAUCUUUAGCUCACUGCAUCUAUAUUUGGGUUUAGACUAUUGAGAGGAUACAUCAUGUACUGUAUAUAGACAGCUGUAAACAUGUCUGAGAGGUGCAGUGCUAAAACCACAACACUUUUUUGACCCGGCUUCAAAGAAGAAGUUAAGUGUUUCAAAGGUCAGACAUAUUCAGUAAAUAUCUACCAAAGGCACUUUCUGUAAGUAAAUAUUCAUAUGCUGCAUGUAUUUUAGUAGCACUUGUGUAGCACUGGUAACACUGUUUGGUAUUUUAACAUGGUAGCACUUUGUACAUAACUGCAGAACUACGCCUUUUUUUCUUUUGUACUUUAAAUGUAUUAAAUCGAAUGUUUUAAGUUAGAAUUCAAUGAAUUAAGUUCAAUAUUGCACAACAAAAAUACUGCAAUACCAAGUGUUGCCGACUCAAUGUAAAUGUACAAUGCAAAAUACGUGUUUAUUUACUACAGACAUUUGCAGUCUUUAAAAUAUAAUCUAAAUGCAAUAAAGUGAUUGUUUUGG
This is a messenger RNA of Sander lucioperca (pikeperch), 2825 nucleotides long. Its product is annotated as serine/threonine-protein kinase SBK2. The transcript is spliced from 5 exons. Bases 290 to 1444 code for a protein of 384 amino acids. Gene Ontology annotation, molecular function: protein serine/threonine kinase activity; ATP binding. The record is from RefSeq and is a predicted model, not a curated record. Gene Ontology annotation, biological process: peptidyl-threonine phosphorylation; peptidyl-serine phosphorylation. NCBI's taxonomy places the organism in Eukaryota, Metazoa, Chordata, Actinopteri, Perciformes, Percidae.